AAGAAACUAUCUUAACUACAUCUUUCUCGGUCAACAAUAACAUUCUUGAUUCCUGCUAAAAUUCCAUUUCCAUCUUUCUCUUUCAUUUAUCUAUUUCUUAAUUCAGAAACCCUUUUCAGCUUUAUCUGUUGUAAGAACACAGAAAGAAAUUUUUUACUACUAUGUUGUCUUGGGAAUUCCUGAGGAAAUCCUCAGAGCUGGCCCGUAGAGUGCUUGCCAAUCAACGGACCUGCAAAAGAGCAAUUCUCACACAAUCAGAAGGGCCUGAUCCAUUACCAGCGGCAGCUUCUUUGUCAAGAUCAUCCUUCAGUGGGUCCCAAAAUGAUGACCAUAAGAGUGGAGAUGCAUUGCUGAAAUUUUUAUUAAGAUCAGUCGCUUCAGGAGUUGUGAUUGUUGGCUCCAGCUUGAGCUUUAGCAACUGGUAUCCUUCCUUGGUUGGUAAGUGUUCGUUUGUUUCUUUCGCCGACAUUGCAAACGAUGCAGCAUGGGUGUCAAGUGAUGAUCUUCUUCCAUACAAGAAGAAGAAAAGAUUCAUACAGGAGAAGAGUUUUCUUUAAUUAUGAAAAGCGCAUCAGGUUGCAAAGCCCUCCAGAGAAGGUUUUUGAGUACUUCGCAUCUUUGAAAAAGCCUGAUGGUGAAGUUCUUACGACACCAGCAGACUUGAUGAGAGCAGUAGUUCAUGUAUUUCCUCCAUCAGAGUCAAAUCGCGUUAGAGAGGGAUUUCUGAGAGGGGAAACAGUCCCUGGGGAAUUGCAUUGUGCACCUUCAAGAUUUUUCAUGCUUUUUGACACUAACAGUAAUGGACUUAUUUCUUUUUCAGAGUACAUCUUCUUUGUCACCCUGCUCAGCAUUCCUGAAUCAAGUUUUUCUGUUGCAUUUAAGAUGUUUGACCUCGACAAUAAUGGACAAAUUGACAGAGAAGAAUUUAAGAAAGUGAUGGGUUUAAUGAGAGCUCAAAACAGGCAAGGGGCAGGCCUCAGAGAUGGAAGGAGAUUUGGGUUGAAAGUAGCGGAGCCUGUGGAGAAUGGUGGCCUCUUAGAAUACUUCUUUGGCAAAGAUGGCAGGACCUGUCUCCAACAUGAAAGAUUUGUCCAAUUUUUGAGGGACUUGCAUGAUGAAAUUUUACGGCUGGAAUUCGCCCAUUAUGAUUACAGAUCAUGUGGUACUAUAUCAGCUAAAGAUUUUGCCUUGUCCUUGGUUGCGUCAGCUGACAUUAGACACAUUAGCAAGCUACUCGAUCGGGUAGAUGAAGCAAGCAAUGAACCACAGAUAAGAGACAUACGAAUUACAUUAGAGGAGUUCAAAAGCUUCGCAGAGCUACGUAGACAGUUGCAGUAUUUAUCUCUCGCCAUUUUUAGCCAUGGAAAAGUGAAUGGGGUGUUAACGAGAAAAGAUUUCCAGAGAGCUUCAUCGCAGGUAUGCGGCAUCUCCAUCACCAAUGAUUUGGUUGACAUAACAUUCCAUGUCUUCAAUGCUAAUCGCGAUGGGAACUUAAGUUCGGAUCAGUUUGUAAGAGUUCUGCAGGGACGUGAGACGGCAAGCUGGAUCGCUAGAGAACCAGGAUUGAAGGGAUUGAUGUCUUGUUGUGCAAACUGCGCCAAAAAUUACUCAUCUGCAAAGCGUCUCCUCUAAUAUAUUGGCCAAUACAUGGUAAACCUGGACAUUUACGUAAAGCAUAGCACCAUAGGUAUGACAGAUUGUCAGGUUUCGUCUGCAGAUUGAAGUGAAUGUAUCAUGGAUAACCCAGAAAAACCACGGCAUUCUCCACUUCCCAACUCUGAUCGAUCGGAAACAUGCUCAGACUCCAA
Messenger RNA from Populus euphratica (Euphrates poplar), 1808 nucleotides. Its product is annotated as calcium uptake protein 1 homolog, mitochondrial-like. Gene Ontology annotation, biological process: calcium import into the mitochondrion; mitochondrial calcium ion homeostasis. The record is from RefSeq and is a predicted model, not a curated record. Lineage: Eukaryota; Viridiplantae; Streptophyta; Magnoliopsida; Malpighiales; Salicaceae. The transcript has 8 exons. Gene Ontology annotation, molecular function: calcium ion binding. Gene Ontology annotation, cellular component: uniplex complex. The coding region runs from base 478 to 1632 and encodes 384 amino acids.